Molecule: messenger RNA, 528 nt
Organism: Plasmodium cynomolgi strain B
Lineage: Eukaryota; Apicomplexa; Aconoidasida; Haemosporida; Plasmodiidae
Exons: 2
Coding region: 1-528 (175 amino acids)
Source: RefSeq, a predicted model, not a curated record
AUGAUGCUAGUUAAGUGCUCAAUCCUGGUUGGAGUCCUCACGCUGGUGAACAGCGUCACGGGUAAGUCCAACAUAUCCAAGUGCCUCUUUUACGAUAAAAGGAAUUACGAUCUGAAGCAGACGUUUUAUGUGCCAACCAGUGACGUGGAGAUAAAUUACGCAAGAAGUAUUUUAAAAAAUGUGGAAUUUAAAUGUGAAGGAAUUGAAGACUAUGAGUCCAAAGUAAAAUGCAACUUAUGUGUAUAUACAGAAAUCGUUAAUAAUAAACAUAUAAGACAAGGACAGAUUAUUCAGAUUUUUAUGAAUGAAUGCAUGUAUGGUUUUUAUUACUAUGACAAUAUUAGCCAAUACACACAGAACAACAAAGCGGUCAGUGCCUUCGCGGAGGAGGACGGAAAUUCACAGGCCAAGCUGGACGAUAUUUACUUCAGCAUCACCAAGGACGUCGCCGAGGGGAACACCAGUCAGAUCAACUUCUUCAAGCAGCCCGCGAGCAAGUACCACCCGGUUUGCUACGUCACGGAGUAG